Messenger RNA from Musca domestica (house fly), 4611 nucleotides. RefSeq names its product terminal nucleotidyltransferase 5C. The transcript has 3 exons. Gene Ontology annotation, biological process: mRNA stabilization. The coding region runs from base 1354 to 4413 and encodes 1019 amino acids. Gene Ontology annotation, molecular function: poly(A) RNA polymerase activity; RNA binding. Lineage: Eukaryota; Metazoa; Arthropoda; Insecta; Diptera; Muscidae. The record is from RefSeq and is a predicted model, not a curated record.
CGUUCGUUAGUUGUUCGUCACAUGUUCGACUCGUAAGACUAAAACGCCGCUAGAAACGCUUUUACUUCUGUAAAAUCGAAAAACAAAAACCAAAUACAAUUUUUUGUACUUUUCGAGAAAAAUAAUAACAAUAACAACUACCACAGCCGCCGCAGCAAACAAAUUACAAAAACAACGUCAAGCAAAACAGCUGUCUUUUUUUUUGAUGUGCCUGCUGCCGUGUGCCCCAUUCCGCUCAUUUUGUCUUCCACGUUUGGAAUUGUUAUUCAAUUUGUUAUAAACUUUGUGCUCGGUCAACACGGUGUGUGCUGAACUAAUGAAAAACAAAAUAACAAAAACAAAAAUUAAAACAAAUUAGAAAAGCUAAACAACAACAACAAACAAAAUACGAAGAAGAAGAGAGAACAUCCAUCUUCUAGCCAACAACGAUACGAAACCUCAUUCAAAGGAAAAGAAGAAAUAUUUAGCAUCUUUACUUUCUUUCUUUUAUAACAAUAACGGUUAUAAAAUUUACAUUUCUCUUUACUACCCAACUUGGUAUUAUUUGGAGAAAAAAAGUGUAGUUUUGGCGAUUUUUUUUUUCGUCAAACCAAACAAAAAGAGAGCAAGAGAAAGAGUUCGCCACCUUUGCCACACAUUAUUUUUUCUUCUUUUCUGACCAAACGAAAUUGGCGAUUUCUUUUGCCUUUUUCCCCCGUUUGAAACAAAGCGAAUUGUGUGAAGAAUUAUUAACAAGAAAUUGUAUUAUUGAUAAAUAUAAACAAAAAGCCCAGCAAAUAAAUAGAAAAAACCCAAGUUUUUUUUCUUGUUAAUUGUUUUUUUUUAUUCAAGUGAUAAGAAAGAAAUAUGAAAGUGAACAUAAGUAAUCAAAGCAAAAAUAAAAAAAAAUAAUCCAAUUGUAUUGAGAUAAUGUUCUAAUAUAAAUCCAGAAUAUUUUAUAAUAAUAAAGUGUGUUCUCUUAAGAAAAAAAUAAUAAAUAAAUAAAAAAAUCUACCUAUUUUUCUUUGAUAAGAAGAAAGUUUUUUAGAAAAUUAUCAAUACCAAAAGGUGUAUCAUAUCAUUACUUGCAAAAAGUCCAAUUGAAAACAAAAUAAAAAUUUUAAUCAAAAUCCCAAGUUAUUUUGCAAAUAAUCGCAUUAACAUUAAGUUCAAUUAUUUAAUACAAAAAAUAAUCAAAUUGUUAUUUUGACAUCUUUAACGGAGUUCGGCCUUCAUUGAAGAAAAAGUUGCAUCUGAAAAGAAAGCAACAAAAAGAAUCCCAACACUCAUCAAUCAUUAUUUUGAUUGCUCGAAGAAUUAUCCAAUAAAAAUUCAGUUAUUUUCCGAAUUUGUGGAAAAUAAAACUCAAGAAUUAUGGUGAAUAGUAAUAAACCGCCGAAAAUGAAGACAAAACAGUCAACAAAUGCCCAGCAGCAGACGGUGCAACAAAACGAAAAUGCAAAUGUUGCAUUGCCGGCAAAUGAGAGUUCCCAGCAGACACAGAAAUUGACACAAAAUGAGGCGAAUACAAAUUCCACAACACCCGUAAAACAGCAACAAAAGACACAGAAUGGACAACAACAACAACAGACAACACCAGCAGCAACGACAUCUUCCUCGCCAGCACAGACCCCAAAACAGGCUAAGCAGCAGCAGCAACAACAACAGAAGAAUCAAAGCAAUGGUAACAGCAACAAAAACGGCAAUUCCUCCAAUAACAAAGGUCGCAACAGUGUCAACAACAACAGUAAUAAUAGUAAUAGUAAUGUCAGCACCACCAACAACAAUAAAUCACAAAAUAAAUCCAAUCAAAAUCCCAAAAAUGCUGGUCAAAAAUCCAACAAAAACAAGCAACAGCAACAGAGCAAUGCUGAAAAUGCCAACCCCGGCAAGGCGGGGAAAUUUGUCAAAUCCACAUCGUAUCGUAACUCCUCGCACAGUUAUGCCCAGACAGUGGGUGGCAACAACACUACCAGCUCCAAAAAGACUUACAACAAACCCCAACCCUUGGCCGCCUUCAAUGACAACCUCCCUUUGCCACGUGAGCGGGGUAACCGGAAUUCGAAAAAUUCCCCAAAAAUUAUCACAAAUGAAAAUCAAAAUCCCAACAUACAAAAGAGUGGUGGAGGGGGAGGUGCACAACAGGAGAAAACACAAAUCAGUGCUGGUGAUCUUCUCACCGCGGCCCUGACCAAAGCCUGUGCCAAAUGUCAAAAACCCACCAUACUUGGUGACAGUGAUCAAUUCGAUCAGAACUGCAACUCCCUGAGUCAUCAUUUGAACCCGAAAUCAUAUCGUAAAUCUAAAUCGUACGUGAACUCCUCACGUUACUCUUCAAAUGGUGACUUAACACAAAGAUCAGGGGGCGGCUCAUCAUCAUCCGGCUCUUCCAAUAACAACAACAACAAUCGCCAUCAAUAUCAUCGCUCUCAAAGUGAUAGGCGUAGCUCAUUCGAUCGUCACUUUGCCGAACGUAAUAAGAAUUUCGUGCCCAUUGAGGCACCGGCAAGACCCAUUUUGGCCUCGUCCAAUAUUGCAGCUGUCAUAGCCGAUACCGAGAAAAUGGUGAUAAUUGAACGUCUGGGGAAAGGACGCCAUACGUAUCCCAUAAUGCAGUGCGGGAAACUAGACGCACCCGAUUCGUCAUAUCACAAACAGAGAUCCGACAGAAUGGACGUUUAUCAAAUUGACGAUGGUUUCCAUUCGGAUGGCGGCACCGAAACACCGCCACCAUCGCCCAGUUCCGGUUCCUCGAUAGCCUCCACAUCCGAUCAUGGCUCGCUGGAGAGCGUCGAUACGGGCGGUACACAACGUCUGGCUGUGUUGUCCUUUGAACAGGUGCGCAAGCUGCAUCAUGUCAUGGAUGAAAAAGUGGCCAUACAUGGACGGGGCAAUUUCCCCACACUCGAGGUGACACUAAAAGACUUGGUGAAUCUGGUGAGGCGCAAGCUGGAGGCGGACGUCGGUUCCGGUGGUGCCGGUGUGAUAGUCAAAGAUAUACGUUUAAAUGGCGGAGCAGCUAGUCAUGUCUUGGCUUCCGAGGAUCAGCCAUAUAAUGAUCUGGAUUUAAUAUAUGCCAUUGAGCUGAGCUCACCACGUCACUUUGAUCGUGUUAAGACAGCGGUACUGAACACACUGCUCGAUCUCUUGCCCGAGGGUGUGUCGAAGCGGCGCAUCAUGCCCUGCGCCCUCAAGGAGGCCUACGUGGGCAAAAUGGUCAAGGUCAAUAAUAACAACGACGGCGAUCGUUGGUCCCUCAUCUCGUUGGGCAAUUCGCCGGGUCACAAAAAUGUCGAACUGAAAUUUGUCGACACAAUGCGGCGACAAUUCGAGUUUUCGGUCGAUUCAUUCCAAAUCGUUUUGGACUCACUGCUGUUGUUCUACGACUGUGCCGCCUUGCCCAUAUCGGAGAACUUCUAUCCGACGGUGGUGGGCGAGUCUGUCUAUGGUGAUUUCCAGGAGGCCUUGUAUCAUUUGCAAAAUAAAUUGAUCUCAACGCGGCAGCCCGAAGAGAUACGCGGCGGCGGUUUGCUCAAGUAUUGCAAUUUGCUGGUGCGCAGCUACACACCCGUCGACACGCAGCGCAUCAAGACCUUGGAGCGUUACAUGUGCUCGCGUUUCUUCAUUGACUUUCCCGAUAUAAAUACGCAGACGGUGAAAUUGGAGGCAUAUUUGCGCAAUCAUUUCUGGGGUGUCGACGAGGAGCCCUUGCAGUACCAGUACCUGAUGCAUUUACACGAAGUGGUCGAGAAAUCGACGGUGUGCCUGAUGGGUCACGAGAGACGGCAGACCCUGAUGCUGAUACAGAAUUUGGCGGGUCAGGUGUUUUACAAGAAGCAAGUGCAGGAACAGCAACAGUAUCAGCAGCAGCAACAGCAGCAAGCGAUAAAUGAACAGCAGCAGCAGCAACAACAACAGCAUCAGUCACAACAGUCCCAUGCAAACACAUUGACACUGGUGGCUGCAACGCCGCCUCAAACCCAGCAACUGCAUCACCAUCAUCAGCAGCAACAACAUUCACACCAUCAGCAACAACUCUCAUCACAACAGCAGCAGCAGCAUCAUCAUCAGCAGCAGCAACAACAACAAACAUUAGUGCAGCCUCAAACCACCACCAUCUAUGUACAACAGGUUCCACAAACGACGCCACAAAAUGUUGCCACAACAGCCACUAUUUGCUGUGCCAUGUCAACCGCCGCCGCGGCCGCCGUUGAUCCAACGCAACAACAGCAGCAGCAGCAACAACAACAGCCACAACAGGCAAGCUCACAACAAACAGCGCAGCAGGCUACAGCAGCCAGUGCCACAGCGAUGCCACAAACCAUACAGAUACCGGCGGGACCACCCAGUCUCAUCUAUGCCAAUGGCAUCUAUUAUGCACCCAUGAUUCCCGCUACAAUUUGCACUUGCAACUCGACAUGGUUGAGCACGUGAUUAAGUGUGCCAGCAGCAACACAAAUGUCGGAAACGACACCAACAAUAACAACAACAACAGCAGCAGCAGUAGCAAUAGCAACACAUAACACACAACAACAGCAGCUGCAAUCCGUAGUAGCAGUUAAGGUUCCAAAUGGAAUUUUAGCAACUGCAACGGAUGCGGCAGCAGCAGCAGCAGCCACAACAACAACAACA